GCUUGUCCUUCUGCCCUGAGUCUGUCGCAGGUACAGAUAUAUGCUCUCAAAGCACUCAAACGAGAGGUAACGGAAGGACUAAAUCCAGGAGAAACACAGAUUUGAACGGCCCCAGACAAACGGGUGAAAGUAAACCUCUCGUCGACGGAAGUUAGUUCAAAUAAUUCUUAUUUUUUUCCUCUCAGAGUGAGAUAAUAUCAAAGUCCACUUCUGCUUGGUCCCUCAUGACAGAGACUGAACAGUUUUUUUCAGUCAAUCCGUUGGCGAAAAUACAUAACGGAAAAACAAGAUCUCUUGACGACCAAGAGAUGACAAAACAAGAUAUAUGGCAACGUUUGUUGUGUUAAUGGCUGAAAUGAAGAUUACAUUGGGCAAAAAUAAUGGUAGUUUUACGUCCGUCCUCCAAACCCUGAUGCUGUAAAGGGGUCAAAAUUAAUAAUAAUAUUCCACUCCACCGGUCCUGGGGUGGGUGGACCGCUAGUAUGGACCCCUGGCAAAAUCUGGUGUCCAGAUGUUCGGCAUGGUGGCAGAUGCAUACGCCACAUGCUCUGAGAGCUUGUGUGUAUGAAGUGUGUAAACCUCUGGUGCCACUUCUGCUGUGCAUCGCGGCCCUGGUGGCUGUGAUUGUGUAUGCUCUGGCAGAUAAUCUACACAGUUUUGUAAGCAGGAUCUUCAUUCCCCAGUAUCACUAUCCUUAUGCGGUGCCACUUGCAUUCAUACAGGUGUUUCUAAAUCUCUUGGCACUGCUAGCUUUGCACGGCGUGGGUCUGAUCCACCUGAAGCCUUUUUCACUGAGGCUGGGCGAGCGUUUGUUUGUGCCGGCGGUCUGUGGGAGCAUCCAGUGCAUUCUGGCCAUAUGGGCUGAAGCCUGUUCCCACUCUGGCCUGUACCCGCUAGUCGCCCGCUUCCUCCCAAUGGUCAGUCUGAGCUUGGGUCACCUGUUUGCACUGAGUAUGCCAGGCUCCAUCCAUGUCUCCUCCCUUUUGACUGUGCUCACUGUCGCCUCGGUUACCGUCACAGGAUGUAAAGGACUUCAUGCGAUAGAGCCGCUGGAGUAUAUCUACUCUCCCCUUAACCUUGUCCUUCACAGCCUCUCUCUUGCCUGGCUAGCCAAAGUCUCCCAAACAGAGCGAGGCCAUGCCUCAACCUUUGACCUUUACUACACUCUGACAGUGACACGUACCCUCUUGUUAGGGUUCCUGUGUGUUUUGCACCCUGAUGGACCAAAGGCACUGAUGCAUGGCAACUGGCACAGUCUGCUGUUUCUGGGAUACAUGCUUGGAAUGUUACUGCUGGGUGCUGUGCAGCUUCUCUUUGUGGAUGUAACAGCACUGUAUUUUUCUGCUCUCCCAGCAGCCAUGCUGCAUGCGACCAGAGGGCUGGUUCUGCCCCUGUUCAGUCUGCUAUAGGACAUACGGACCAAUCAGAGUGUAGAUCAUUCUGAAGAGGAACCGUUUA
Molecule: messenger RNA, 1458 nt
Organism: Sinocyclocheilus rhinocerous
Lineage: Eukaryota; Metazoa; Chordata; Actinopteri; Cypriniformes; Cyprinidae
Exons: 6
Coding region: 483-1409 (308 amino acids)
Source: RefSeq, a predicted model, not a curated record